Messenger RNA from Drosophila guanche, 3584 nucleotides. It is a transcript of the gene vg, whose product is annotated as protein vestigial. Gene Ontology annotation, biological process: regulation of transcription by RNA polymerase II. The coding region runs from base 1645 to 2973 and encodes 442 amino acids. The transcript is spliced from 8 exons. The record is from RefSeq and is a predicted model, not a curated record. NCBI's taxonomy places the organism in Eukaryota, Metazoa, Arthropoda, Insecta, Diptera, Drosophilidae. Gene Ontology annotation, cellular component: nucleus.
UUCCGAUUGAGCGGCAGCGGAGCUCGUGCCUCGUGAUUCCUCUGAUUCCUCUGAUUCGACUCGAUUCGAUUCUCAGCUGCUGCCCGCCUGGCCUGUCGCGUCUGCCCGACGUUUAUCCGACGUGAAAAUUAACAAGAAAUUAAAUAAGCCCGAAAAGGAAUCCCAGUGAGCGAUUGCGGCAAGUGCAGUUCAUUUUUCAGUGCAAUUAAAAUAGAGAUUUCUCCGGAUCCGUCAAGCUGAACGGAUGCGGCUCGUAAUGCCAAAGUUAAGCGUCAAACUAAUGUAUUGCCACUAGAGGCACAGUGUUCCCGUCGCUGUCAUCGCCUGCCUGCGCCAAGAAUUUAUGGAAUUUGGCAUUUUGUGAAUUUAGCGAAAAUAUUUUCAUUGAGUGCCCCAAGCAAAUGUUUUUACGUGCUAUGUCGUCUCUCGGCUAGAAAUAAAAUGCACAAAAAGCAACGCGAAAAUCUCAAAUAUUCACGUGCGAAUUCCCAGCGCUUAUAAUUUUAAUUACUAUUCAAAUUAACGGCAAACAAAACCAAACGGCAAACAAAACCAAACGGCAAACGACCCCAUAAAAGCAUCAGUUUUAAUCUACCCCUAAUACAUAAAAUAUAUAAUAUAAAACCCAUGCCAGAUUUGUGAAUUGGUAAAAUUUUUUACAUUUUCCAAAAGUGCACCAUAAUACAUGAUAAAUAUCUUGGGAAAUAUUUAGUAAAUCUUGCGGUAUUAAAAACCUGGAAAAUCUUUGUGGAUUAUACGACUUUCAAUUGCAUUUUCGCCGAUGGUUCAACGGAAACGCGGAUGAGAAGCAAAACUGGAGUUCCAACGCCGAAGGGAGUGACAUGGAAUGGCGUGGAGUGGCUGUGGCCGUGUAAAAUAGAAAACAAACGCAGCAGCAAUCAACAAUCAACAGUCCACAAUCCACAAUGUGGAAAUGAUAAUUGCAAUUGCCUGGCGGAGCAAACAAAGCAAAAACCACUGAAGACCUGUGAGGGGGAGCAGGAGAAAAGGCCAAGAUAGAAAAUACUCACGAACGGGAACUCGCAAAUUCAAAGAAAAAGACGUUUGUGAAAAAAAGAAAAAAAAGCAAUAGAAAGAGAGAGAGGAGAAAAGAGCCAAAUAGAAGAAAGAAAAAAGAGAAACAAACAACAAAAGUUUCAACAAAAAAGACGAAAAGCAAUUAAAGCUCUGGAUACAAACGCGAUGGUGUUUUACAAUAUGUAAAUAUAAUUAGCCGAGCGGAGUUUUCAUUCCUGGAAUUUCGCCAGCCAACAACAAGACACGCCACCACCACCACCACCAUUACCGCCAGCUUUGAGUAGUCGAGAGCAGAGUAGAAGCCGGUUUUAUAAUAACACCAAGUUAGCUUUUCCUCUCUCUUUAAUCUCUCUGUGAGUUGAGCUUAACAGAAGCUCUAGCCGGGCCCAGAGGCCUAGGCGCAGCUUAAAGAAGAUUACGAUUCCGAUUCCGAUCGUUUUUCGAUUCCAAUUGCGACCCGACCCUGACAAUUGGUGAUUCCAAAUUCCAAAUCAAUUUCCAAUCGUUUCGGGACAAAAACUGUGAUAACUCUGUGCGUGUAUCGUGUACUGUGACUAUUAGUCGCUUGGUGUGUCGGUGUGUUGUGUUGCAAUUGCGGUUGCGACAAUGGCAGUGUCCUGUCCCGAAGUUAUGUACGGUGCCUACUAUCCAUAUCUGUAUGGGCGCGCUGGACCAAGUCGUUCAUUCUAUCAGUAUGAGAGGUUCAAUCAGGAUUUGUACUCCUCGUCGGGCGUUAAUUUGGCCGCCUCAUCGAGUGCCUCUGGCAGCUCGCACUCCCCCUGCAGUCCCAUUCUACCGCCCUCGGUAAGCGCCAAUGCUGCUGCAGCGGCGGUGGCAGCCGCGGCGCACAAUAGUGCAGCAGCGGCAGUUGCCGUGGCAGCGAAUCAGGCGGGCACCUCCGGGCUGCAACUGGGCGUUGGAGUCGGUGGCUCUGGCGGUGGAUUGCUGGGUAGCAACGUGCCCGGGAGUAGUAGUGUUGGCAGCGUCGGACUUGGCAUGAGUCCGGGUCUGAGUGGAGCCGCUGGACACUCGCUGCACAGUCGGACGCACACGCAUACGCAUUCGCAUCCACAUUCGCACCCGCAGACACAGACGCACACCCACUCACAUCCGCACUCACACCCGCACCCGCAUACGCAUACGCAUCAAACCAAAGAAGAGGAUCUCAACGUGCCACGCAGCGAAGCUGAAGCACGUUUGGUGGGCUCUCAACAGCACCAGCAUCACAACGAAUCAUCCUGCUCCUCCGGCCCGGAUUCACCGCGCCACGUGCACGCGCACAGCCUAGCGCUGCAUGGCGGCGGCGGCGGGGCGCCAGUGGGUGCAUCGUCAGCGGGCGGGACGGCCACGGGCGCCAUACCCAAGGAACUGCCGACCCUGGAUGCCCCACAGCCGGUCGGCGGCAAUAGCCAGGGGCAAGCUCAGUAUCUGUCGGCCACCUGCGUUGUAUUCACCAACUACUCGGGCGACACGGCCAGCGUGGUCGAUGAGCAUUUCUCCCGCGCCCUCAACUACAACAACAAGGACACUAAAGAGAGCCAGAGUCCCAUGUCGACGCGCAACUUCCCACCAUCGUUCUGGAACAGCAAUUACGUGCACCCUAUACCCGCGCCCACACAUCCUCAGGUCGACUUGUAUGGCACGGCGACGGACACUGGCUAUGCCACAGAUCCAUGGGUGCCUCAUGCAGCGGCAGCCCACUACGGUUCCUAUGCACAUGCAGCGCAUGCGCACGCAGCCCACGCACACGCCUACCACCACAACAUGGCCCAAUACGGUAGCCUGCUCAGGCUGCCACAGCAGUACGCGAGCCACGGUUCAAGACUUCACCACGACCAGCCGACGGCCCAUGCCCUGGAGUACUCGAGCUAUCCCACAAUGGCAGGUCUGGAGGCACAAGUGCAGGAAACGUCAAAGGAUCUGUACUGGUUCUAGGUAGAAGCGAAGAAUCAACGACCAUAAAAAUGUAUAAACUCCGAUGGAGGGAAAAUCAAACUCUCAAGAUAUUAAGGAUUGGGGGAAGAGCCUCAGUCGGUUACUGGAAUCGCUUCUUAAGCAGCCUGCAGUCUGUGUUUCUGUGUGAGCAAAACAAUACAACAGAAUAACGAAAUUUAAUUUUAAUUUUACCCGUAAUGAUUAACGUUAAACUAUACUUCGUACACACACACACACACACAAAUUGUAAACAAUUUUUCGCGCAUUAAGCACUAGGAUUUUUCAGAGUAAUUUUUGAUUUUGUAAGUUUAGCAUCCCAUAUCAGCAAGUUAGAGCAUACAUAUACAUAAAUAUAAUGCAUAUACACUCUAAACAUAAAUAAAAUAAAUAUACAAAUACUUAUACAUAUAAAUCAAUAUAUAUAUAUACAUACGGGUGUGCAUUGGCACUCGUUGAGCCUGCGUUGAUAACAUUUAAUAAUCGACAUUUCUUGUAUAGUUAACGCGAACUUGAAAAAUACACUUAAAGCCACACAAAACCACAAAGAGUUAAGAGUUUAUUUUGUUUAAAAACAAUUCAAUUUUUGCAAUUUCAAACAAAUUAGGUUAACA